This is a messenger RNA of Magallana angulata, 1193 nucleotides long. Its product is annotated as GTPase IMAP family member 8-like. Gene Ontology annotation, molecular function: GTP binding. Bases 75 to 824 code for a protein of 249 amino acids. The transcript has 2 exons. The record is from RefSeq and is a predicted model, not a curated record. Lineage: Eukaryota; Metazoa; Mollusca; Bivalvia; Ostreida; Ostreidae.
UUUUUUUAAUUUGAACUGUGACCUUGAAUGAAAUAGAUAUUAUCUGCAUUGCAAAGGUUUAUUGUGAGGCAAGAAUGUUCAAUAUGGAGGACUCGGAAACGUCUGGCACAAACGCGGAGCUAAGGGUAUUUCUGAUUGGACCUCGCGGUGCAGGGAAAAGCGCAACUGUCAACACAAUAAUUGGCAAAGACGUGGCUGAAUCCACAAGCUCCUUGCGGAAGGAAUCAACAACAAAGAAAAUGAAUAUGUAUCUUGUUGAAAAUCAAGAUGUUGUUCUAGUUGACACUCCGGCGCUACGAAAGUCCUUAACAAAACAACUGAAAAAAGAAUUCACAAAGUCCGACAUUCUGGCGUUUGUAAUAGCUGCACAGAGUUUACAAAUGGAAGAUGAGUCUUGCAUUAUGAUGUUUUUAAAGGACCUAGAAUAUUUACAUUCUCGAAGUUUUAUCUUGCUAACAAGAGGAAGUAAUAUUGUUGAUGACAACAAUGUAUUCAACCCUGAAUCUAACAAAGAAUUGUACAGCCUAUAUGAAGCUGUUGAAAAGAGAUAUGUUGUGUUUGAGAAUAGGAAUAAAACUGAAAAAGAAAGAAAACUUUGUAUCGAUAACUUCCUGUCCAUGUCAAGAGAAAUUAGUUCUAAUGAAGAAAUCAAGAUAGAGACACCAAGGGUCAAUGACACCAAACUUAACAGAAAAGUCCGCAUAAUCAGUUUUGCAGCUAUUCCGAUCUUCCUAGGUUUUAUCAUGAGUAGUAACAGGUUCAGAACUAUGUGUCUUGGUUUUUUUAAUGCCUUGGGACGUUUUUUGACUUUUCCAUUCCGUUGAAUGUUUUUUAGAACUUUAUUACGUCUUGGAUGUACAAUGUAUAUUCUUUAUAAUUUGAUAAUAUAAUAUGUUAGCCUAUAAAUCCUAUUACAUUUUUUUUUUAAAUGGACAACAUCGAUAUGUGAAAUAAAAGAAUUUUUAUGCAUUUUGGGUGUCCUUGAAAUCACUGCUGGCGUGGGUUACACCAUAUUCUUUGUUUUUUAUUUAUAUCAUACUAGAUGAAACCUUGUGCAAGCGCGGGAAUUAGCUUUUUACACAUUAAUAUGAUACAAUGCCUAUUAUGUUGAACCAUUUUUUGGAGUUCAUUUCCAUUUCUCUAUAUACCUUUUUCUGAAAUGCUUCUUAACUUAUUCUUUAAAAUUGAUGAUC